UGAUUUUGGUUGAUGUUGUUGUAACAGUGAGGGUUGGUGUCGUGGUCACAGUCUUCAGGGAGUUUGUCCAACUUUGGGCCAACAUGCUGUCGAUUCCAGAUCUGAUCAAGAAGAAGAGAGAUGGAGGAGUGCUGACUGAUGAGCAGGUCACAACCUUCAUCCGGGCUGUUACAGACAAAACCAUCCAGGAUUGUCAGACAGGGGCGAUGCUGAUGGCUAUCUGGCAGAAGGGGAUGGUUGUCAAGGAGACCGAGACCCUGACCAGAGAGAUGAUGAAAUCGGGGGAAGUGAUGUCAUGGCCAAAGGAGUGGGCGGGGCUGAUGGUUGACAAACACUCGACAGGUGGAGUGGGAGAUAAAGUCAGCCUGGUGUUAGCACCUGCGCUAGCCGCCUGUGGCUGUAAGGUACCAAUGAUCAGUGGGCGGGGCUUGGCUCAUACUGGUGGAACUCUGGAUAAACUGGAGUCAAUACCAGGAUUCACCAUUCAGCAAUCAACAGCGCAGAUUCAGAAGAUUCUGGGCUCUGUGGGCUGUUGCAUUGUGGGACAGACGGAGAGGUUGGUUCCUGCAGAUCGAGUCCUGUACGCUCUGCGGGACGCCACCAGCACCGUGGACAGCUUACCCCUCAUUACCGGUUCUAUUAUCUCAAAGAAAGGUGCUGAGUCUCUGAAUGCUCUGGUGCUGGAUGUGAAGUUUGGUCGAGCAGCCCUGUAUAAAGAUCUGGACAGUGCUAAAGAACUGGCACAGUCAAUGGUGAACGUAGGAAACGGCCUGGGCAUGCGCACAGGUGCAGUCCUCAGCUGCAUGGAUGCUACGAUUGGUCGAUGUGUUGGCAACAGUCUGGAGGUGAUUGAAUCUCUGGAGACGCUGAAGGGAAAGGGACCUGAAGACCUGAUGGAGCUGGUUAUUACUCUGGGCGGUAUGCUGCUGAUGAUGACAGACUUGGUGUCGAACCUAUCAGAAGGCAGAAAGAAGAUUUCUGAUGCUGUGACUGGUGGAGCAGCUCUGUCCAAGUUCCAGGCCAUGAUGGAGGUUCAGGGUGUCGCCAAGGACGUGGCUCAGUCGCUGUGCUCCCCCAACACAGAUUAUCACCGUGUCCUGAGAAAAGCUGCCCAUCAGACCGAGCUGACCACUCCUGCAGAUGGUGUGGUCGUGGACGUGGACGGUUUAGUUUUAGCUGAAAUUCUUCACAAGCUGGGGGCGGGACGAUCAAUGGUCGGAGAACCUGUCAAUCACAGCGUGGGGGCGGAGCUGCUGGUGUCGCUAGGUCAGAAAGUCAAGAAAGGUGUCCCCUGGAUGCGGCUUCAUUAUGAGGAUCCAGCUCCGACUCCAGACCAGAUACAGCGACUGCAGAACGCUCUGAGUCUGGGAACAGACAAAAACAAACCAACACAACAAAAACAAACUCUGGUGAAAGAAGUUCUGCUGCCACAAAACAAGUAAAUGUAUUACUACAAAAUUACUAAUAAACAAAACAAGAAAUGGAGGCACCAGGAGGCAACAUUUAUAUCCUUUAUCCUUCCUAUGAGGUGGAUUUUCAACAACCUGGCAACACAAAAGUUGUUCUUAUUAAUGCAUUAAGAGGCAUUAUCAUCAAAUGAUUUAUUAACCAUUAAUCAAUCCAUUAAUUAGACAAAAGCAGCUGCUAAUUUGAAGCCAUAAAUUCACGAUUUUACAGUAAAUUUAUUUAAAAUGCAAAAUAACAAGUGUUUCAGCACAUUUUAAAAGUUUGUAAUUCACAUAACAAAUGAAUAGAUUGUAACAUAAAAACAAAAUAUAAAAAAGAAGUAUUCAGAUAUAUAUAGUAAUACCGCAAUGUAGAAAAACUGUUAAGUCCAAAAUUUUAUCCAAAUAAAAGUACAAAAGUAUUCUAAAUAUAAAUAUAAAUUUAAAAUAUACUAAGCAUAAAAGAAGUGAUUACGCAGAGUGGCUUAUUUCAGAAUAAUUAUCUUCAUGUGUUAUAAUUAUUGAUACAUGUUGCAGCUGGUAAGGACAGGACUUUAUAAACAGCUGUUAGCUUUAACCAAUAAUAAGGCAUCAUAAUGAAUACAUUUUUUAUAUGAGUUAUUAUUGAUCUGACAUAAAUCUGACAUUGAAACAUUGAUCUUAACAUAAAAAAAACAACAGCUGUAAAACAAAUGUAGUGCAGUAAAAAUUUGACUCUAAAAUGUGGAUUUCAUAGAAAGAUUUUUUUAAAUGUCCAAAGGUUUAUUAUUUCCAUUUCUACAGUUUCAUUUACUUCUGACAUCCAGUUUCUACAUGAACUGAAGCAGGUUAUUUGUUUCAUCUCUGCAGUUAAAUGUCCUGUAAAGAUAUUUGUUAGACAUGUGACCUCAAAUGCAUAUAUGACUAAAAUAUCGCAUUUGGUUUAAUUUGAAAUAUUUUCUUAUUAAAAAUUUUUAAUCAAUUGCCAGAUUGUUUUCAGUGAAUGAUUCAUGUUCUUUUCUCCUGUUCUCAGUCUUUGAUUCCAUUGAUAUUGUAUAUUAACUGUAUUUUCAAUAAAGAAUUAAUAUUCUCAA
Molecule: messenger RNA, 2518 nt
Organism: Seriola aureovittata
Lineage: Eukaryota; Metazoa; Chordata; Actinopteri; Carangiformes; Carangidae
Gene: tymp
Product: thymidine phosphorylase
Exons: 10
Coding region: 84-1442 (452 amino acids)
Biological process (GO): pyrimidine nucleobase metabolic process; pyrimidine nucleoside metabolic process
Cellular component (GO): cytosol
Molecular function (GO): pyrimidine-nucleoside phosphorylase activity; 1,4-alpha-oligoglucan phosphorylase activity
Source: RefSeq, a predicted model, not a curated record